GGGUCCGAGACACAAACCUCCCAGCGAGGCUCCUCCCGCCGGUCCCUCCUGCUGGCGACCGUCGCAGCAGCAGCGGCUGCAGCUCACACUAAGAAUUAGAUCUUUUUCAGCCUACAAGACUUGCAAACUCUUAACUGCACCCACUCUCCUAUUAGGAGUUUUUUUCCCCAUUGGAUUCUCUCCUCCUCCCCCAUCCUCCUCCUCUUCCUCACUUUGGAGAAUUUAAUGCUUCUUUUAGGACCUUUUUGUGAUCCAGGGGACGUGACACCCCAGAGCUCCAACCACCUUAGCUGAAUUCUACUUUUGUUUUUAUUUCUCCCGCGCUUUCUCCCGCGUUCCUCCCAUCUGACAGAUCUGCGAAGUCUGAUGCUUCUGCCAGAGGGAGAGGAAUAAAUAGAUGCUGCUGCCCCCACGGCUCAGACGUUGGGAAGGAGCGCUAGGGGCGGCGGCCGGAGCUGGGCGAAGCUCGUGGGACCCCAUUGGGGGAAUUUGAUCCAAGGAAGCUGUGAGACUGCCGGGGGAGGAGAAGCUCCCAGAUCCGCGUGUCCACUUCCCGGGGGAGGAGGAGACGGCGGAGCGGGCCUCCCGGCGUCCACGGCGCUGCUGCCCCCGGCCCCUGCUCGGCCCGCGGGGAUCAUGGCGUGCGGCCGCGCGGGAGCGGUGCUGCUGCUGCGGGCCGGGCUGCUCGCCCUGGCUGCGCUCGGCCUGCUUCGGGUGCCCGGAGCCCGAGCUGCAGCCUGUGAGCCCGUCCGCAUCCCCCUGUGCAAGUCCCUGCCCUGGAACAUGACCAAGAUGCCCAACCACCUGCACCACAGCACCCAGGCCAAUGCCAUCCUGGCCAUCGAGCAGUUCGAAGGUCUGCUGGGCACCCACUGCAGCCCCGAUCUGCUCUUCUUCCUCUGUGCCAUGUACGCACCCAUCUGCACCAUUGACUUCCAGCACGAGCCCAUCAAGCCCUGCAAGUCCGUGUGCGAGCGUGCCCGGCAGGGCUGCGAGCCCAUCCUCAUCAAGUACCGCCACUCCUGGCCGGAGAGCCUGGCCUGCGAGGAGCUGCCGGUGUACGACCGGGGCGUGUGCAUCUCUCCCGAGGCCAUCGUCACUGCGGACGGAGCCGAUUUUCCUAUGGAUUCUAGUAAUGGAAACUGUAGAGGGGCAAGCAGUGAACGCUGUAAAUGUAAGCCUAUUAGAGCUACACAGAAGAUCUAUUUCCGGAACAAUUACAACUAUGUCAUUCGGGCUAAAGUUAAAGAGGUAAAGACUAAGUGCCAUGACGUGACUGCAGUGGUGGAAGUGAAGGAGAUUCUAAAGGCUUCUCUGGUGAACAUUCCAAGGGAUACAGUCAACCUCUACACCAGCUCUGGCUGCCUGUGCCCUCCACUUAAUGUUAAUGAGGAAUAUAUCAUCAUGGGCUAUGAAGAUGAGGAACGUUCCAGAUUACUUUUGGUGGAAGGCUCUAUAGCAGAAAAAUGGAAGGAUCGACUUGGUAAAAAAGUUAAGCGCUGGGAUAUGAAGCUCCGUCAUCUUGGACUGAGUAAAAGUGAUUCUAGCAUUAGUGAUUCCACUCAGAGUCAGAAGUCUGGCAGGAACGCUAACCCCCGGCAAGCACGCAACUAAAUCCUGAAAUGCAAAGAGUAACAUCGGUGAACUUCCUGUUAAGACUUGCGUUGCUGGACUAGCAAAGGAAAAUUGCACUAUUGCACAUCAUAUUCUAUUGUUUACUACAAAAAUCAUGUGGUAACUGAUAUUACUUCUAUUUUCUCUUUUGUUUUCUGCUUUUCUCUCCCCCCGCCCCCGUCACCCCCUUUUUAAUGGACUGGGGGCAGAUCCUUAAAUAUAUGCUUUCUGUUUCACUAAUCAUAGGAAAACUGUUCUUUUGCAUUAACAAUAAAUUAAACAUGUUGACACUAAGGUCUCUCUGCUGGAGUCCCCAGAUGUUAAUUUACUGUUUUGCACCCAGAUAGGGAACGUAGUAUUGGAUGCAAAGAGAAAUUUCUGGUAUCCACAGAAAGCUAGAUACCCUGUAAAAUAUACUCUGCUGAUCUAAUUACAGCCUCAUUUUCCUAUGCCUCUUGGGCAUUCUCCUCACGCUUAGAAAGUUCUAAAUGUUUAUAAAGGUAAAAUGGCAGUUUGAAAUCAAAUGCCAUAUAGGCAAAGCAAUCAAGCACCAGGAAGCAUUUAUGAAGAAAUCACACACAGGAUGAAUUAUUUUUGAGAUUGGCAGGAAGCAAAAUAAAUAGUGUUAGGAGCUGGAGAAAGAACAUUUUGUCUGAUUGAGAAGCACAACUAAAACCAGUAGCCGUUGGGGUGUUCACAGUAGCAUUCUUCUUUUGGCAAUACAUUUGAUUUUUCAUGAAUAUAUUAAUCCACAUUUAGGAAGUGAAUUAUAACUAGGCAUCUGCUGUUAUCACCAUAGUUCUGUUUAAUUUGCUUCCUUUCAAAUAAACCCAUUGGUGGAAGUCUUUUUUUUUUCUCUUCUUUAAAAAAAAAAUCAGACUUGCUGUAUUGACCAGGAAAAGAAAGUUAUACAUGCAUGUGCACCUGGGUGUUAUUUUUAAAAAGUACAUAGCGCUAUGAAAUGCUGUAGAUUACACGAUGAGGAAAUGUGCAAGUUUUCUUUUUUUCUUUGGUGUGUAUGUCUGUAUUUGUGUACGUGUGUGUAUGCACACACUCACACCCGAGCUGGACUAAGUUACAGGCCUGCCACUGGCCUGCACUUUAUCAUUUGGAUUUGUGCUGUUUCAUGCUCAGUAAAAAAUGUCUAAUAAAAGGAAUUAUGGUUGUCA
Lemur catta (Ring-tailed lemur) is the source of this 2783-nucleotide messenger RNA. RefSeq names its product frizzled related protein (gene FRZB). Bases 637 to 1614 code for a protein of 325 amino acids. The record is from RefSeq and is a predicted model, not a curated record. NCBI's taxonomy places the organism in Eukaryota, Metazoa, Chordata, Mammalia, Primates, Lemuridae. The transcript is spliced from 6 exons. Gene Ontology annotation, molecular function: Wnt-protein binding. Gene Ontology annotation, cellular component: cytoplasm. Gene Ontology annotation, biological process: canonical Wnt signaling pathway; non-canonical Wnt signaling pathway.